CUCCUGCACUGCCCCCAUCCACUGCAACAUUCAGGCAGGUUCACCUUAUGAGCAUAUGCACAGCUUCUCAGCCUCGGUGACGUCGCUGCUUUGUUGGGACAUCCUCGGUGAAUCGGGGAAAUUCAGAGUAUUUAAUCAGCAGCCAUAACUUCAGACAACGCCUCUACACAUCAAACGCUUUAGAAUAACACUGCAAAAUGGCAGAUCCAAUAUCCCAGUCAGCUCAGAUUUCAUCGUCACAUGGCCUAAACGAUGGACACCCAACGUCCAAAGACUCGAAGUUAUCCGAUUCCUUUUUUUCCUCACCUGUAUCUCUCAUUCAGUCUCCUCAAGACAAAAGAGUGGUACUGGGCUCUGACAAGCCCUUAGAGAAUAUGGCCACCUCUCUUCACUUUUCUUCUCAUUCAAGUUCCUUAUCUCAAGUUCCUUAUGGAGUUGAAUCUUCAGAACCACCUGAAGAUUACGUAGAGCGUUCUUUCAAAGAGAAAAGGGAGCUUUUUGACUCCCCCGUUGGAACUCAAAAGCAGGACUCGCCUAUUAAGACGUCACCAGUGUCUGAGAGAAUCAAAGCAUUGGAAGCUCUAGCAGCAAAGAAUGAUUUUGAUAGGAAUGACAGUGGGAUUCCACAAUUUAAAGAGCGACACUAUGAGAAGUCCCCCACUGAAACGCAUGGAAUUUCCUCCCGUUUGUCCUUCCAAAAAACGACAUUGUCAAAUGAGCAGGAAUCUCCGGAAUCACCCUUUGAAGUGCUUGGUGAGGCAAUGCGUGGAGGUGACUUGGAGGACACCACUGACUGGAUGAGAGCUCACUUACCUCCAGCACCAGAUUUCAACAUUGAAGAUCCUGAUCUUGACGAGGGGAAAGAGUUGCCCAUGAUGCAGGAGAUCCUGGUCAAAGGAAACAGUGUUGAUGCACCAGAAGUUGCACCUGAAACUUUUACUGGAGUUCCUGAUCAGUUCAUGGACAGUCCGAUCAAAGUACCAGAAAUAAUGGACAAUAAGCAAUCAAAACAAGAAAGUGUUGAGGAAUAUUCUAAAUUCGACCUGAGCUUUUUACCUACAGCCUAUAUGUGGGACAAAGAAGAGAAAACUGAAGUGGACACUCAAGGCUAUCAAGUAGUCCCUGACAAUCAAGAGCUUCCUUCCUCCCCUGCACCUCCAGCAGAGUUUGAGUCUCAGUCACCCCCUGCAACCCAACAGAUGGACCAAAAUUCUACGCAACAUUACAGCACUUUAAAGGGAAACUUAGAGCCUGCUGUAAUCCUAGAGGUAGACAGUUCUGGGGAGUCAGAUGAUACAGUGAUUGAGGAAGCUGGCAGCAUCCCAGCAGAAGGAAAUAAUGACCUUGACAUUGAACCUCAAAAAGAGGAGAACAUACCAGAUAAUAAAAAGCAGCUCAUUCAGGUGCCUAUUAUUAAUGUAAUUGAGACAGAGGAACAGGUUCUAAGUGAUGAGGAAGAAGAACAGCUUGAGGUGGAAGGAGUGGAGGAUGACAAUGAAAAGUGUCAGAUUGUGCAAGGUGAAGGCAAAGAGUCACCAGAGCAGUGUGAUCAGUCAGAGGUUCCAGAAAAUGUAUUUGUGAAAUCUUUAAAUGAAGAACAUAAAACUGACCAUGAAAUUUCCUCUCAGACAAAUCAAAUGGACUCUGAUGCUGAAUACCCUCCUAAUCACAUGAUGAUCGAAGAUGAUCAUGAAAGUGGCAUUUUCCUCAUGUCCUCCCCAGACUCGGGUGGUUUGAAUUCCGAGGACUCUCAAGUGCAUUCACCUAUGUCUCAGAGUGUAUUGUCCUUCAAACCCCUUGAAGAGUCAACCCUUGAUAAAGAGCUUGGAGAAAUACUUUUUGACCUUCCCCCUCACAAAAAUGACCACUCAAAUGAGCCUAGUGAUGUAGAGACUUACCUGGAUCAUUAUGCCACUGAGGAGCUUGCUUUAAAAGACCAGCUGAAUUCAGAUUAUUUUAAGGAGAAUAAAAGAGAUAAACCCAAGCUCUCAAAUCCCAGUGCUCUUCCAGACAAUCAAAAUAUCAGUACUUUUGUUGAAGAAUCCUUUGAAGAAAAUAUUACAAAACAUUUUGACGAGUCCGCCAACAAUUGCAUGCUGGACAAUGAAGCGGUACCGGAGCACCUCAUAUCUGACCCUUUAGUUGAUAUCCAUGAUGACACUGAGACAAUUAUCUCUCUAAACAAGAUGCCAACUGAUGAUUCAGAAGAUCAGAGGUCAGCAGUGGAAACUUUGGAUUUUAAACCGCAAGAACAAGAGUUAUCAAUCCAUUCUAUCAGUAGACAGUCCCCAAUUCAAGAGAUCCCACCUGCACCUUUCCACUAUUCUUACAAUGAACAGUCUGGCAAAAUCAGUGAAGAUUCUGGCCUUAUGAAAAAUGUUGCUGAAAGACCAGUGAUAACUAACUCUGAACCUGGAGUAUUGGCCUCCAGAGAUGUUUUAGAUCGACCGGAUUCACCAGAGACCAUAAGCGAUACCGAAAAUGUAGAGCCGGAAUGUUCAGUAAAUGCAGCGACCGAUAGCUUUGUGGACUUUAUGAGGGAAUGUCUGAAAUCACGGCAGGAUGAGGAGCCUGAGUGCUUCAGUCCAGGUGAGGUAACCAUAGACCAGAAUCCCAAAUCUGAUGGUCCUACUUAUACUCAAUCCUCCCCUGCAAUAAUCAAGGACUUGGAGCAGGAGCACCUAACAAUCUUUGCUGUGAAAGUCGGGAGCAGCCAAGAGGAAGACGAGAAACCUCCCAUAGUGAAGACCGUCUUAAAGCCUGAUAAAGCUACACCAAAUCUUGAAGCUUCAAUCACCUCAUCUUCCGCACCUCAAAAUAUUCCAAAUGAGCCUGAUGCCUUAAUUGCCAAAGAGGUAGAAGCAAUCGACAUUUGGGUGGCAGAGGCCUACCACCUUGCAGAGCAUGUCUUGACCGCAAUACUAACCCACCUGUCAGUGAAUGAUCUGGUGCAUUGGCGGGACCCUAAGAAGUCUGGUGUGGUGUUUGGUGUGUCGAUGCUAGUACUCCUCUCUCUGGCAGCAUUCAGUGUGAUCAGCGUGGUCUCCUACCUGCUUCUGGCUCUGCUCUGCGUCACCAUCUCUUUCCGCAUCUACAAGUCUGUCGUCCAGGCUGUGCAGAAGUCCAAUGAUGGACACCCCUUCAAGACUCUGAUGGAGAAAGAUGUUACCGUGCCACCCGAGACCUUCCGCAAGCACGUAGACCUUUGUCUGAACCACAUCAACCGUGUGCUCAAAAAGAUGAGCCGCCUCUUUCUGGUCGAGGAUUUGGUGGAUUCUCUCAAGCUGGCAGUGUUUAUGUGGCUGCUGACAUAUGUUGGAGCGGUCUUCAAUGGCAUCACCAUCCUCAUCCUCGCGGAUAUUCUUCUCUUCAGCGUACCACUUAUCUAUGAGAAGAACAAGACCCAGAUUGAUCAUUACAUUGAUAUUGCACGCACUCAAUUCAACAAUACAGUUGCCAAGCUACAAGAGAAACUCCCAGGAACGCUGAAACGCAGUAAAACGGAAUGAUCCUCCUCUACAAAUCCCUCAUUACCAUGUUUACCAUCCUUCUAUCUUUAGCUGCCUCCCCUCCCUCCCACUUUGCACCACCCCUUUCCCUUUUUUCCUCCAAUCCCCUGUUUAACCUCACCCCUUAAAACCACCAUCUGCACUGAACCAGCUAGUAUGUAAAAUCUAAGAAGCUUCUUGAUAUUCAAUGUUAGCUCUGCAGCUUAAUAACGAGCAUUAAGUAAAGGAGCUUGGGGCUCCAGAAGCUGGUGUUUCCAACACCGGAAGUGAUGUAAUGCUGCAACUGGAUGUCCAUGUUAAUGGCCAUUAUGGGGAAGGAUUUGUGAACUAGACUGAACCUAUCACCUGGUUUUGUUGGGUGGGUGGAAAUAAAAACAGGUGUUUGACUUUAAAGCAAAUGUCUGUACUUUAAAAAAAUAUAAAAAUGAACAUUUCACUGAAAAUCAAAAAUGACACAAAAAGAACACAAACGCUCAGAAACGUUCUGCAACACAUACUUGUUCCUCCUUUCCUUAGUUAUUUGACAAACGUGUAUUAUGUGUGUCUGGUCUCGCUCAUAGCGAUCGGUCCGGCUACCAGCGGUGAUAAGUUGGUCUAGUUCACUAUCCUACCUGUUAUUGGCGCAAUUUUUUUAUUUUGUGAAUGUAUAUAUAGUAAGGUUACAACAGGCUCUUUGCUGUGAAGUAGUUAGUGUUGCUUUUUAUAUUUAAAAAAACAAAUAUACAGCUCUUCUAUUUGUCUCUUUCGCACCUCUUUUGCUAUGUUAUUGUUAUUACUAUUCAGAUAAGAGUUAUUAUUAUAUUAAAUCUCAAUUAGGAUGGCUGCUUUAAGUCCUAUGUCUGACAUUUGGCUUUGUAACAAUAAAUAUUAAUAUCCUUAAGGUUGAGUUUUAUGCGUAGGAUCGUCAGAGCAUCAGGAUAUAGGAGAGGAAGGCAAAAUCUGUUCGAUAUGAAGUGUCCAUGUUGGGUUCCAUAAGUCAUCUAUCAUUGUUGAAACAAUUUUAAAGGUAAAACUGUUCUUGAGUUAGCAUUUUGGGCCAUCAAUUUCCACCUUGGACACAGAAGAUGUUUGAAUAUUUAUUGGAUGUUUUAAGUUUUUUUUUUUUUGUCAUCUUAAUUGUAUAUUGUGACCACUGUUUGAGAAAUUGAGACCUCACUACAAACACAGUUGGCUUAAAAAUAUAACUAUAAUGGGAAUGUUAUUGCUGAAAGGGAAGAUGCUGCAGUAAAAUGGCAGCAGUUUAGCUUCAGGUGGGCCAUUUGAGUUUUUAAUGCGGUGCCAGCCUGCCCAAAGACUACUCGAAUGCAUUUGUGCGCACAGUUUUACAUUAUGACGUUAAAUGGAAUAUCUACACUACCGUGUAUCAAUAGUUGCGUUCAUAUUACAUAAAACAAUUGCUUUUAUUACUAUAUGGUCUUUCGGCUCUUGAACGUUUCAUCGCAGCAGUCAUAUAACAUUCCAGCUGACACGUUUGAAAGCAUGUCAUCAAACUUUUGUGUCCAAAUCUACCACUGAGAAACCCUCUUGCAGACAAUUUAAAACAUUUAACACAAGCAUAAUGACAGUUUAAAAGAUACUUUCGUGCACGUCAUGUAUUAUUUGCUCUCUCGUGCCCUUUUUGUGUUUUGUGCACGUUUUACACACGUGAUCGCAUUCAGACAAGUCUUCUGUCAUCGUGUUGCUCGGCGAGCAUGUUUUACAAGUGGGAUCACAGGUGCGGUGUUGCGUUCGGAGAACAGGUCAAGCUCUGACCAUUUGUAUUGCCACAAUGUCUUGUUUUCUUUCAUUUUAAGGGUAAAUUAUGACUAUAUAACUACAUUUUUAAUAGAUGCAGAACUUUCUGUUUAGAUUCCAUGUCAGAGUAUCUGCUUUUGAGGUUGUUUCGAUUUAAUAUUUUUUUAACUUAUUCCUGUAGAUCAUUAGCAUGUUUGCUGUUCUUUCCUGUGUUUCAGUCUCUCUUUGAGAGUGGGUGACGGAAGUCAGGUUCUUUUAUUCUUUCGACUCUUUCUCUGAAAAAAAUAAUAAAUAAACUAGAUGUGAUGACUAACAUCUACAUUCAGUUUGUUAGUUUUGAAUUAAGAUAAUAUGUGGGAGCUUUUGGUGGGGUAAAGAUGCAAACAGGAAAACUUGUGGUCCCUGUAAUGAUGUCAAAGUGAACUUAAUAAAAAUGCCAAAAGCAGA
Messenger RNA from Xyrauchen texanus (razorback sucker), 5690 nucleotides. RefSeq lists its product as uncharacterized. Gene Ontology annotation, biological process: endoplasmic reticulum tubular network formation; brain development; neuron differentiation. The record is from RefSeq and is a predicted model, not a curated record. The transcript is spliced from 9 exons. Lineage: Eukaryota; Metazoa; Chordata; Actinopteri; Cypriniformes; Catostomidae. Gene Ontology annotation, cellular component: postsynaptic density; neuron projection. The coding region runs from base 198 to 3509 and encodes 1103 amino acids.